Xiphophorus couchianus (Monterrey platyfish) is the source of this 4622-nucleotide messenger RNA. It is a transcript of the gene ppm1f, whose product is annotated as protein phosphatase, Mg2+/Mn2+ dependent, 1F. Gene Ontology annotation, cellular component: nucleus; cytosol. The record is from RefSeq and is a predicted model, not a curated record. Bases 285 to 1538 code for a protein of 417 amino acids. Gene Ontology annotation, biological process: negative regulation of protein kinase activity; protein dephosphorylation. Lineage: Eukaryota; Metazoa; Chordata; Actinopteri; Cyprinodontiformes; Poeciliidae. Gene Ontology annotation, molecular function: cation binding; protein serine/threonine phosphatase activity. The transcript is spliced from 8 exons.
UUGGUCUGCCCCCACCCCUUACUGUUUGCUGCGACGAGGUCCUUCUCAGACGAAGGGUCCAACGUAAAGCGGAGCUUUUUUGCAGAUCUAUAAACACCAUGGAUAGUACUCGCUCAGUUCAGAUGUUUUCAUCGUCCCUGCGGAUAGUGGAAGUAGGCAGGUGGUAAAUAAAUCUCCUCUCGUCUCCGUGUAGCUGAAGGGCGUGUUUCUGUACCACUAUUCUACAAAGGAACUGUUUCCAUCUCAGGCUGUUCAUCAGAUUGCAGAGAUCCCAAGCGGCUGGAAUGGAGGAAGAGGAGGCCCAGUGCUUCCUGAAGAAGCUUGUGGAGGAAUUCCCUGCUGCUCUGAAAGAAGACGCUCCUCUGCCGGUCAGCUCCCUGAGUCGGAGAGUCUCACUGGAGGAGCUGCAAGGAGAGAGCCUGGAGCUGGGCCAGAGGCUGCUGGCUGCUCGGGGAGCUCCCUCAGGCCUCAGGAUCCUCCUUUGCCAAGAAGCAGUCACCCAGCUUCUGAAGGACGACCUGUCGCCAUUUCACUGUCCACAGGAAGCUCAAGCAAACCUGGAAGAUGAGGAAAAAGUUGUCUUACUCGAGUCGGAAGCAGUCCAGCGGCUCUUCCUGAACCAUCUGAUAGGUGUAGCGCUCAGAUGGAACCAGGAGCUCUCCUCCUCCUUUCCUCCUCCCAGAUUUCAGUGUUCUGUUUAUGCCAUCAAGAACACAAGGAGGAAGAUGGAGGACAAGCAUGUGGCGCUGGCUGAAUUCAACCAGCUCUUCGGCAUUCAGGAUGGAGUGGAGCGGGCCUACUACGCUGUGUUCGACGGUCACGGGGGAGUGGAUGCUGCCGUUUAUGCUGCCACUCACCUCCAUGUUGCUCUGAGCAAACAGGAGACGCUGCAGAGUAACACCGGCAUGGCUUUUAAAACUGCCUUCAACAACACAGACGACAUGUUCAGACGCAAAGCCAAGAGAGAGCGUCUGCGGAGUGGGAGCACAGGAGUGGCCAUUCUGAUUCACGGUCAGCAGUUGACUGUGGCUUGGCUCGGAGACUCUCAGGCAAUGUUGGUUAGAAAGGGACAGGUUGUUACACUCAUGGAGCCCCACAAACCAGAGAGAGAGGAUGAAAAACAGAGAAUAGAAGAUCUUGGGGGUUGUAUCACCUUCAUGGGUUGCUGGCGAGUUAAUGGCACCUAUGCUGUCUCCAGAGCCAUUGGCGACUUCGACCAGAAGCCGUAUGUGUCUGGGGACGCUGAUUCUUCAACCAUCCAGCUGUCGGGGGACGAGGAUUAUGUGCUGCUAGCGUGUGAUGGCUUCUUUGAUGCCGUCAAACCUUCCGAGGUCCCAGAUCUGGUUGCUGAGGCGCUCCGGGGUGCUGAUGACUCUGAAACUGGAGGGAGUCUUCCACCAGAACACGCUGAAGAUAGAGUGGGACACAGAGUUGCUGAGAGAUUGGUAGGUGAUGCCAAGGCGGCAGGGUCCAGCGAUAACAUCACAGUGAUGGUGGUGUUCCUGCGUCCGCCUGGCCAGCUGCUGGCUAACACAUAAAUCCAGCUGCAUCCAGAGGAAAGGAACCAUGCAGCUCGCCUCAGGACACACUCAGCCCUCUGCAGACAGCCAGACUAACCCAGAAUCCUCACCUCUGACAUAUCCACAGCUAUUAUCUGUGCUAGACUGGCACAUGACUUGAUUUUUUACUCAAGAAAUCCAAUGUUAUAUGAUCUUAUGUGCACUCUAAGUGGAAAUUAUUGUGGAUAUCAAAAUAUACAUAGUGCUGUGGAAUUGACAGUGUUUUACAUUUACAUCAACACAUAUGUAAAAAAAUAAUGGUAAAACAGUUUCUACCACUAAUGAGACAUACAUACUGUACAGUUCAAUGGUAAAUAUACAUCAGUUGGUGGAGAAAUCUUCAGUAGCUUGUUUGUAAGUGUGCACCAUGUUAAACUAAAUGAUUGUUUUGUGCACCUUUUGAUCCACCAAACAACACUGACAUGAUCUGAUGAACCUGAUGCAGCUCAGCUGUACUAGCAGGAGUGUUCUGACAUUUGCAUCAUUUACCUGAAGCUCACUACUGGGGCUGUAUGUUGUGACUUCAGCUGUCUCCUGAAUUUUCCACGGAUGGAGAGCAUCACCAAAAGAACACCAGUGAAGCAUAGAGGUGGCAGCAUCAUACUGUGGGUUGCCUUUCUUUAGAUGGCAGAGGGAUUUUUGAAAGGGUGACAGAUCCAUUUAGCAGUCAACCUUUACCCAAAACCUUCAGGUCUCUGCUGCCAAGUCCAAGCAUCCAUCCAGAUCAACUGAAGUAUAAACUAUCAGACACAAUGUUUCGGAAUUGGUUGACAAGAGUUCAGAUCCAGGCUGUCAAGGUAAAUAUUGCUAAGUGAAGACGCGGCUGCUGUAGAGACUGGAUCAUGCUGUUGGGUUACAAGAAUUAGAUCAGCAUGUGUCCACUUACGUCAGGUUAUUUGUCCUUUUUUAAGUUUUAUAUUCCCCCCCCCCCACUUUCAUCCCUGCCCCCCCCAAAUAACAUUUGCAGAUGAAUUAUAGAGGCCUUAUUUACAUUGAAGGUGUAAAAAGUUUGGAAACAAUUUAUCAUGGUUUCAUUUUGAUAUUUUAACUUUUUAACAGGAGCGUGUAAACCUUUGAGAGCCACAGUUGUUAACUUUGCCGGGUGAUGUGUGUAUUGUGUGUUGUGUAUAGUGAUAGUGGUGAUAAUAGUCCCAUAAAUCAAACCCAGAUAACUAAAACCCAUCCCAGCCUGAAAGAUGGACUGGUCAUCAGUUUGUCACUCGACAACACAGACGAAGAAACACACACACAUGCGCACCCCCACCCCCACACACACACCUACCUGAGGAAAGUUGAGAGUGGUUUGUGUUUAGACAGUGGGAGGAAGCUGGAGUACCCAGUGAGAACAUGUAUGCACAGGGAGACCAUGCCGACCCACUGCAGACAGGUCAGUAGGGACCAACACACUCCCAACUUAACUGUCAGGCUCUGACUCACCCGCCAGGUCCUGACUUGGUCUUCAAGGUCUGACAUGGCUGCCAAGGCCUGAAUCGGGACUCGGCCGUCAGGGUCUGCCUUGACGGCCGAGUCCCAGACCAUGAAUACUGACUCGGUCUUCAUAGUCGAGUCGGACGAUGAAGAAACCACUUUGGUCUGGUUGGUUCUGGAUGCAGGGUCUGCUGGUGUUAACCAGUCCCCUGCUGGAGUCCUUCAGGUCCUUACCUGAUCUGCUCUGACCAGAUCUGGUGAUGAUGUGACCAGUAACUGUUGGCAGACCAGAGUGCCAACAGGUACUUAAUAUCUGUGCCAACAGGUGUUAACUGUUGGCACAGAUAUGUUACCAACAUAUCUGUUACCAACAACACUCUGUCCUCUGAAUGUCCUGUGCACUCUCACUGGAGGGCUGAGCGGUCCAGCUCACACACAUCACACUCUCUUCAGGGACUUUCCAAACAGGAAGUCCCAUUUGUUCAGUCUGAGCAUGUCAGAGGAUGCAUGCAUGUGUAUGUUCAUGUGAUUUCUCUUAAAGGAACGUGAUGCCAGCAGCUAAUGGUUGGUCCAAAGCCGACAUGCUUAGGCUUGAUCGGUAUUUCAGUUUGCUGCUGUUUGCAAAACUGGCAGAAUUAGCAGAGACUUCCUGCUGGGACAGGCCCACACUGGCAUGUUGGGCCUGCAGCCACACUCGUACAAUACAUAUACAUUUAACCUACAUAACCUUCAGCUAACUAUCAGAUUUAAUAUAUUGAUUUAUUUAGAGGAGGUUAAGUUACAGUUUAGAAAGUUUUAUUUUACCACGGUUUUGUCAUAUCUGUGGCAGUGAGACUGUUACUUUUUUAAUCUGAAUGCUUUUCAGACUUCAUCUACUUAAUCUGUUCUGUUGGUGGUGUCAGUGUAGAGGGCUAUUUCUUGAUGUAUUUGUAUGUUUUGGAGGUGAGUAAACUAAAAGUCUCAUGUGCCACAUAGAUCAGUUGGAACCUCUUUCAGAUCAGAGUUUUGUAAUAAUCACAACUUCCCUCCCCAUUCAUAGAUCAGCUGUAAGUCAAGCUGGCAGGAUCAUGGAUCAAUGAAUGCUUUCAGCGCAAUCUGAACCAAAGGGGCGUGGCAUACUGUCACAUCACCUAUGCUGAGUCAGAUCAUAGGUGUAGCAGUGGUGGAGCAAUAUCAACAGCACAGCUUGUCCCCUAACCUCUCUGUUAAUCUGAUCAGGCAGAGCUGCUAGAAUACAGAUUGAAAUUAUGACCUGAAAGGGGCAACAGUUGUGAGGAAUGCUAAACCUUUUUAACCAACGUGUAAAAGAUGGCCGGCUUAUAAAAGCAGACUCCAAACUGUGUUCUGAGACAAAGUAUUAAAUGUGUCUUUUAUCUGCUAAGAAAAUGCUGAUGUUAAACAUGUUGGAUUAUGUACUGAUUCUCACUCUGUUGGUAUUAUAAUAUUUACUCCUGUUUGAUGAUUCCUUUAUGGAAAAUGUGAAUGAUUUUUAGAAAUGGUUCGGAACCACAUCCAGCUGGAUUUGAUGUCAGGAUGUCAGGAUCUCACUGUGGAUUACUGACAUGGUUGGAUUCGCAGUUUUGUAUUCACUAAUGACUAAAUAAAAGACUCCAAACAAGAUAUUCGUCAGUUUUA